AAUUGAGAAAAAAACAAAAUAAGAUUAAUAAAAUGUGAUAUAAAUAUAAGUUACAGUACAAAUUCUUUUGUAAUUUUUUUUUUUUUUUUUAAUACUGUGUAACUUUUAAUACUGUUUAACUUUUUGAAAUGUUGUUUGUAUAACUUGUAACUUCACAGUUUUUUAUUAUUUAAAUAAAUGUACAAGAAGAAAAAUAGGAUGGAAAAGAUUUAUAAAAAAAAAAUGAAUAUAUAACGUAUAAUAACAUCGAACAUAAUUACGUGUGCAAGGCUGUCGUGCGGAUUUUUUUACUUUGUUGUUGUUGGCCGCGUUACCCGUAAGCUCGUGGAUCACUGGAGUCGCAUUACAUAAGUUGACACGAAGCGACGGAGCAACGAAUGGAGGUGGAAGACCACUGCAAUCCGAGAACAUUGUGCACACUGUGGCUAUUUCGAACCUCGAGCUCUAUCUGAUCAUAAACCGAGUUGAUCACAUCGAAUAUUUUUUUCGAACUGUAUUGUUUUCAAUUUUCAUUAAGUUGUACGUAAUAGCAGAACAGGGAAACAUUUACGUGUGCGCGCUCUAUUUGAAUAAUAUUUCUUCUUUUAUUUUUUGAAGUUUUUAUCGGAUUUAUCAACAUUCGUAUAAAUAAAUUGCACAUCUGUUCCAAAAGAGCUUGAUUCCAAAGGAAAGGAUUAUAUGGAAUUAUUAUCGUAUUUUAUGGCGUGUUAAAUAACAAUUUUUGUUUAUCAUUGUUCGAAAACCGGUUCGGUGCCUCUUAAAUAAGAUUGAUCGCAGUUUUAUUUAUUAUAUCUAUGUUCGGUGAUACUUACGUUUCGCAGAAUAAUUCGAAGGAAAAUUAUAGAUGAAACUGAUAAGAAAUUAAAUCUGGGAAAAAAAGGAAAAUAUGACUGCAACAGAAGAAACUGAACCUUUGAUAUCAUCGAAAGGUUUAACUACUUGUCGGAAUAAACCACAAACGAUCUUAUAUGAUGCGAUUUCAUUGGAAGAAAAUGAAAGAAUCGCAGUAUCGAAUUCCAAGAUAUCGUCGUUCAAAUUAAAGCCGAUCUUACAUUCGAGAAUAGGGAUAACACCGAAGGAUACAACAUUCGUACAGCAUUCCACAGGAAAUACCGAAAACGAAUCAAUUACGUAUACAUGGAGCGAUUUAAACGUAUAUGCCGCUAAAGUAAACGAAAAGCCAUGGGAAUUUUUUUUGAAAAGAAGAAAAUCUAUCGAACGAAGACAUUUAUUGAAAGAUGUAUGCGGAGUUGCAUAUCCAGGUGAAUUGUUGAUAAUUAUGGGAUCAUCAGGAGCUGGUAAAACAACAUUAUUAAACGCUUUGACAUUUCGAUCGGGUUGCGGAGUGAUUGCAUCUGGAGUGAUGGCUGCAAAUGGGCGAAGAGUAUCUUCUACGAUACUGACAUCGAGAACCGCGUAUGUGCAACAAGAUGAUUUAUUCGUUGGCACUUUAACCGUUAAGGAACAUCUUUUGUUUCAAGCUAUGGUUCGUAUGGAUCGAAAAAUACCCAUGGAGCAAAGAUUCGAUCGAGUGCAUCAAGUAAUUAACGAGCUUGCAUUAACCAAAUGUAAAAAUACGGUAAUUGGUCAACCGGGAAGAAUUAAAGGUCUUUCCGGAGGUGAAAUGAAAAGAUUGUCAUUCGCAUCAGAAGUUCUUACCGAUCCACCGUUGAUGUUUUGUGACGAACCUACAUCAGGCCUCGAUUCUUUUAUGGCGCAUCAAGUAGUUUCGGUAUUGAAGACUUUAGCCGCACGUGGUAAAACGAUCGUCGCUACAUUGCACCAACCUUCCUCAGAAUUAUUCGCUCUAUUCGAUAAAAUUCUAUUAAUGGCUGAGGGAAGAGUAGCCUUCAUGGGUACGACAUCGCAAGCUUGCACUUUUUUCGAAACACUUGGCGCUGCUUGUCCUAGUAAUUAUAAUCCGGCGGAUUAUUUUGUUCAAAUGUUGGCGAUUGUACCUGGACAAGAAACGUCUUGUCGUCAUGCGAUAAACACUGUAUGCGACGCCUUCCAAAAAAGUGAACACGGUAUUAAAAUUGCAUUAGAAGCAGAGGCAAUAAAUAAUGAAUUCGAUGAUUCGAUGCGAGAUUCGAAAUAUUCGAAAAAUCGAUCGUUGUACAAAGCAAGUUGGUGCGAACAAUUUCGUGCAGUUUUAUGGCGUUCCUGGUUAUCGGUUAUCAAAGAACCUAUCCUCAUUAAAGUUCGUCUGUUACAGACUGUUAUGGUUUCUUUAUUGGUGGGAAUCGUUUAUUUCAAUCAACGAUUAGAUCAAGACGGAGUAAUGAAUAUCAAUGGUGCUUUAUUUAUAUUUCUCACCAAUAUGACUUUCCAGAACGUUUUUGCCGUAAUCAAUGUUUUUUGCGCAGAACUACCGAUAUUUUUACGGGAACAUCGAAACGGCAUGUAUCGUACAGAUGUAUAUUUUCUGUGUAAAACGCUCGCAGAAGCGCCUAUUUUUAUAGCAGUACCGCUUCUCUUCACUGUUAUUGCUUAUCCCAUGAUUGGAUUGUAUCCGGGAAUCGAUCAUUUUUUCAUUACCGCUGGUAUUGUUGCUCUCGUUGCUAACGUUUCGACAUCUUUUGGCUAUUUAAUAUCCUGCAUUAGCAACAAUUUAUCCAUGGCGUUAUCCAUCGGACCACCAGUGAUAAUACCGUUUUUGCUUUUUGGUGGAUUUUUCUUAAAUACAGCAUCCGUUCCAUUCUAUUUUGAAUGGUUCUCCUAUUUAUCUUGGUUUCGGUAUGGAAACGAAGCUCUUCUUAUCAAUCAAUGGUCGGAAGUAGAAUCUAUAGAAUGUACAAGAAGCAAUGCAACUUGUCCUAAAUCUGGUCGAAUGGUUUUACAAACGUUCAAUUUUAAACAGGAACAUUUUUGGAUGGAUAUCGUAUGCCUUUUUUCCUUAAUUAUUGCAUUUCGUUUUUUGGCAUUUCUGGCUCUACUAUUAAAAACUCGGGGCAAUUACAAACAAAGGUACGUUUUAAAAGAAGGUAAAUGGUUUCGUAAAAAACGUAAUUAUCUUACGGAAGAUGAUACGGGAGGUGUGACGCUUACAUGGAAAAAUCUUUCUGUAUAUGCGAUGGAUCGUGGUCGAAAAAAUGUGCGCAAACGAUUAAUCGAUAACGUACGGGGUGCAGCAGAACCGGGAAAUCUAACAGCAAUAAUUGGUGCAAGUGGAUCUGGUAAAAGUUCAUUGAUAGCGGCUCUGGCUUUUCGCACGGGAUCCGAAAAUUUAAUUCACGGUGAUAUACGAGCAAAUGGAAUGACGAUAGAUUCCUCUUAUAUGAUGCAGAACAGUGGUUACAUGCAUCAAGAAGAUAUAUUUGUCGCGACAAUGACAGUGAUCGAACAUCUUUGGUUUAUGGCUCGAAUGAAACUUGACGGAAAUUUACGAGUAUUGGAUAUUGAAAGAAAAAUUGACAAUUUAUUAAAAGAUGUUGGCUUAACGAAUAGACGGGAUGUACGAAUUGGUAAUAGCAUUGAUGACAAAGUAUUGUCUGGCGGUGAAAAAAAGAGGUUGUCUUUUGCUACAGAAUUAUUGACAGAUCCAAAGAUAUUAUUCUUGGAUGAACCGACAACUGGGCAAGAUUCUCAUUCGGCAAAUUGUGUGAUUUCCCAAUUGAAAUCAUUCGCAGCAAAAGGACGAACAGUAUUAUGUACCAUACAUCAACCAAGUUCUGAUAUAUUCAGUUCUUUUGAUCGAAUAAUAUUAAUUGCCGAAGGUCGAGUUGCAUUUUCAGGUCGAAUCGAUCAAGCGGUAGAAUUUUUUGCAAGUGAGGGCUACGAAUGUCCGCGAAAAUAUAAUCCUGCUGAUUUCCUGAUAGCGAUUGUAGCCACGGGAUCGAAAAAUAAAGAUGGUGAACAAAUAGGUCACAAGAUAUGCGAUAUUUUUUUAAAUAGUAAAGCUUCCAACGAAAUCGAUCGUAUCAUAGAGAAACAGAGUUCAAUAUCUUCUUUGACCAUUAAAACUAGCUCGUAUAAGAAGAAAAAGAGACGACAUUGUUCACGACUUUUCUGGUUAAUUUAUCGUCAUUUCUUACAAGUUUUGAGAGAUCCAUCGGUACAAAUAAUUAGAAUAUUUCAAAAAGUGAGUGUCGCAACGAUCGGUGGUUUGUGUUUUAUGGGUGCUGUAAAUUUUGAUCAACUCGGGAUUCAAGCUGCACAAGGUGUUAUUUUUAUACUGGUAUCUGAAAAUGCAUUUUUUCCAAUGUAUGCUACGUUAGCCUUGAUACCGCAGGAAUUACCUCUCCUUCGAAGAGAAUAUCGAGCUGGAAUGUAUCCGAUUUAUCUGUAUUAUAUUGCACGUAUAUUUUCUUUGAUACCUGGUUUAAUAAUAGAACCGCUAUUGUUUACGGCGAUUCUAUAUUGGUUAGCUGGAUUGCGAGACAAUAUCGAAACUUUUGGAUUUACGUUACUUGUUCUUCUACUUACCAUAAAUGUAUCGACUGCAUGUGGAUGUUUUUUUUCAACGGCAUUUGAAAGUGUACCUUUGGCAAUGGCUUACUUGAUACCAUUCGAUUAUAUUCUUAUGAUUACUAUGGGUCCAUUUCUCAAAUUAGGAUCAUUACCAAUAUAUAUCCAAUGGGUAAAAUAUAUUUCUUGGUUAUUACAUUCUACCGAAGCGCUUACAAUUUUACAAUGGAACGAUGUACAUAAUAUAUCUUGUGAAGAAACUGAUCCUGAAUUACCUUGCAUUACCGAUGGAAUUCAAGUUCUACAUCGCUACGAUUUUAAUGAAACUAAUUUUUGGAUGGACAUUAUAUUAAUGAUUACUAUUUAUUUCGUUUUUCAUAUUUUUGCUUAUAUGUGUCUGUGGAACCGUUGUAGAUGGAAAUGAGAUAAAAAUAUAUCAUCAUUUGUCAAUAA
This is a messenger RNA of Apis laboriosa (Himalayan honeybee), 4860 nucleotides long. Its product is annotated as ABC transporter G family member 3-like. Gene Ontology annotation, biological process: transmembrane transport. Lineage: Eukaryota; Metazoa; Arthropoda; Insecta; Hymenoptera; Apidae. Gene Ontology annotation, molecular function: ATP binding; ATP hydrolysis activity; ABC-type transporter activity. Gene Ontology annotation, cellular component: plasma membrane. The record is from RefSeq and is a predicted model, not a curated record. The transcript has 24 exons. The coding region runs from base 887 to 4831 and encodes 1314 amino acids.